AUGUUGGGUCUAACACAAACAGGCAGCUCUACUGAAGGGCCAGCAACUCGAACACUUCGGUGUUCCGACGCCUAUCGAGUUUACGUUACUCUCAAAGUCUCCUAUGAGGAGACAACUAGGUUAGGCCUGCGAGGUCAAUUUAUUAACGUGGGGAGUAUUUUACAGGAGAAGCGUUGUCAAAUUAAUGGUCGUGAUUACGCCUUUGGGACUGACGGCCGUUGCAUGCCUCAGAUGCGCUCCGACCUUCCGUACGGCGGGCCGGUGCGGGCAACCGACUCCUCAUCAAAGGCCAUUACAAGUCCUAACCUGAAUCUGACCAAUCCAGGCUUCGUCUCCCACCAGCAGCAACCCUCCUUGGUCUCCUCUGGCCUCUCCUACACCAAUUCUUAUCCUAAUCACUUCAAUCAGUCACUACAAGCAGCC
Molecule: messenger RNA, 423 nt
Organism: Dibothriocephalus latus
Lineage: Eukaryota; Metazoa; Platyhelminthes; Cestoda; Diphyllobothriidea; Diphyllobothriidae
Source: the annotation of a GenBank genome assembly